Limanda limanda (common dab) is the source of this 1947-nucleotide messenger RNA. Its product is annotated as serine/threonine-protein kinase PAK 3. Gene Ontology annotation, molecular function: ATP binding; protein serine/threonine kinase activity. Lineage: Eukaryota; Metazoa; Chordata; Actinopteri; Pleuronectiformes; Pleuronectidae. The transcript is spliced from 16 exons. Bases 152 to 1879 code for a protein of 575 amino acids. The record is from RefSeq and is a predicted model, not a curated record. Gene Ontology annotation, biological process: regulation of actin cytoskeleton organization; intracellular signal transduction; protein phosphorylation. Gene Ontology annotation, cellular component: cytoplasm.
GGAACUGGUCUGACGAGAGAAUGGCAAUCCUGCCUCUAAACUGUCACUAGCGCUGCUGACGAUGAACCCUCCGCAGCUCCGGGCCCAAAGGCGAAACCCCGAGCAAGAGAAUGUGAAGACAUAUUUCAGGACAUUGUGAGUGCCACUAAAGAUGUCUGAUAGUGUUGAUAUUGAAGAGAAACCACCAGCCCCCCCCUUGAGAAUGAACAGUAGUUCCCGAGACUCUUCAUUGUUGAAUCACGCCUCUAAACCGCUUCCAAUGGCUCCUGAAGAGAAAAACAAGAAGGUCCGCCUGCGCUCCAUCUUCCCCGGGGGAGACAAGACAAACAAGAAGAAGGAGAAGGAGCGUCCUGAGAUAUCCCUCCCCUCGGACUUUGAACACACCAUUCAUGUCGGCUUUGAUGCUGUAACGGGAGAAUUCACAGGUAUCCCGGAGCAGUGGGCGCGGCUCCUACAGACCUCCAACAUCACCAAGCUGGAGCAGAAGAAGAAUCCACAGGCCGUGCUGGACGUCCUGAAGUUCUACGACUCCAAAGAGACCGUCAACAACCAGAAAUACAUGAGCUUCACCUCCGGAGACAAGUCGGCACAAGGGUACAUAGCCGCAAACACUCUGAACCGGCUGCUGUCAUCUGGGCCUCCUGUCAGCCUUAGAACCUGCAGCGCAUUAUUUGACAAGGGUGCCAAAACAUCGUCGUCAGAGCCCCCGAUCGCUCCACCUGUGUCCGAAGAGGAGGAUGAGGAAGAGGAAGAAGAAGAAGAGGAGGAGGAGGAGGAAGACGACGAGGACGAAUUGCCCCCCGUCAUUGCACCUCGGCCCGAGCACACCAAAUCUAUCUACACGCGCUCCGUCGUGGACCCACCAAAGCCUCCCACCCCUGUGAAAGAAGUGGUGACCCCGCCGGAGUCACAGGUCCAGCCGGACAACACGUCCAAUACGAUGUACCGCAACACUGACCGCCAGAGGAAGAAGUCCAAAAUGACAGACGAGGAGAUUCUGGAGAGACUCAGGAGUAUUGUGAGCGUGGGGGAUCCCAAAAAGAAGUACACACGCUUUGAGAAAAUAGGACAGGGAGCAUCCGGCACUGUGUACACUGCCAUCGACAUAGCAACAGGCCAAGAGGUGGCCAUUAAGCAGAUGAACCUGCAGCAGCAGCCCAAGAAAGAGCUGAUCAUCAAUGAGAUCCUGGUGAUGAGGGAAAACAAGAACACCAAUAUUGUGAACUAUUUGGACAGUUACUUGGUAGGAGAUGAGCUCUGGGUGGUGAUGGAGUAUUUGGCCGGCGGCUCUUUGACAGAUGUAGUGACGGAGACCUGCAUGGACGAGGGCCAGAUCGCUGCGGUCUGCAGAGAGUGUCUUCAAGCUCUGGACUUCCUUCACUCCAACCAGGUGAUCCACAGAGAUAUAAAAAGUGACAACAUCCUCCUGGGGAUGGACGGAUCCGUCAAGCUUACCGACUUCGGGUUCUGUGCCCAGAUCACACCAGAGCAGAACAAGCGCAGCACGAUGGUGGGAACGCCCUACUGGAUGGCACCGGAGGUGGUGACUCGGAAGGCUUACGGGCCAAAAGUGGAUAUCUGGUCCCUGGGAAUCAUGGCGAUAGAGAUGGUGGAGGGAGAGCCGCCCUAUCUGAACGAGAAUCCACUUAGGGCGCUGUACCUGAUAGCUACCAACGGGACUCCAGAGCUGCAGAACCCAGAGAGGCUGUCGUCUGUGUUCAGAGAUUUCCUCAACCGCAGUCUGGAGAUGGAUGUGGACCGCAGAGGCUCUGCCAAGGAGCUCCUACAGCAUUCCUUCCUCAAGCUGGCGAAGCCUCUAUCCAGCCUGACGCCUCUGAUUGUAGCUGCGAAGGAAGCCAUAAAGAACAGCAGUCGCUAGGGGCGUGGCCUCUGUCCGCACCCAAGGCUGGAGCCCCGUCUGUGUCGUGUCCGUUCAUGGGGGCAGGG